AUGUCGGCGCCAGCCAAGAUCGCCAAGCUCGAGAAGACGCUCAUCGAGAAGCCGGCCGACCCGAACCCCCUCCUCCCUCUCCUUGCGGCGACUCGGCAUGCCGACCCGGCGGUCGCGCACAAGGCUGCGUGGGCGGCGUACCGAGUCUUCGGCGCGCAGCUCGCCGCAGGGAGGGUGGGCGGCAUCACUGGCGAGAAGGGACCAGCAGCGGAGGCGAAGGAUGCGAAGGGAUGGAUCCGGGACCGGCUGCUCGACUUUAUCGGCAUCCUUGGCGGGAUGCUGUGCGACUCGGAGGCGGCGUUGAGGAUGUCGGCAUUGCAGCUCCUUUUCGGCCUGUUGCCGCCAGUGAGCGCGGCCGCGCGCGUGCCACUGCACAUCCCCUACUUCCGCAUGAUUGUGCGCGCUCUUCUCGUCCCCCAGCCGAGCCAGCGCGGCUCUGUUAAGGGCAAAAUCGAUGCCUCGACGCAGGAGAACGACGCGCGCGAGCUCGCGGCCGACGUGGUCGAGAAGGUGGUAGAGGAGUACUGGGCCGCAUAUGACGACCUGCGCCUCUUCUUCUUCCGUGAGGUGGCUUCCCUCGUGGCCGCCGAUGAGGUUGAGGUGGACGCUGUGAUGGCGCAGCUUGCACCGCUCACCAACCUCCCCAAGGCGCAGGCGGACAUCAACGCGUUCUUCGUACCGGGCCUCGAGACGGCGCCGGAGGACAGCGAGAAGAAGAGCAAGAAGGCCAAGACGGGCAAGGGCAAGAAGGGGAAGAAGGAGCUUGACGCUCUCCCGGAGUGGAUGGAGACGUACGACUCGGCGUCCUCGGACGACGAGGAGGUUGGCGGGAAGCGCAAGCGCGCGUCAGCCCUCGGUACAGCUGCAGCGGUACACAGCCUCGCGGCGCACACGAAUGCGUACACAUCUGCCUGGGAGGGCGUGCUCUCCCGGCCCCUCAGUGAGGCGUGGACACGUCGCGUCCUGGCGAGUCUGCACGGCGAGCGCGGCGUGCUCUCCCACUGGGCGCCGGCACGGCGUGUGCGUCUCGCCGACUGGCUCGGUGGCACGGUCGACGGCGGCGGCGCGCACGCCCUACUUGCCAUGAACGGCCUGUUUGUGCUCAUGACCCUGUACAAUCUCGACUACCCGCGCUUCUACGAGCGGCUGUAUGCCCUUCUCGACGGCGAGGUGCUGCACGCACGCUACCGUGCGCGCUUCUUCCGCCUGCUCGAUACGUUCCUGCGCUCGCCAAUGCUCGGAGCGGCGCUCGUGGCGGCGUUCAUCAAGCGCCUCGCACGGCUUGCUCUCUCCGCACCACCCGCCGGUGCAAUCCUGGUGAUCCCGUUCGUGUAUAACCUCUUCAAGCGGCAUCCAGGGACCAUGCCCAUGCUCCACCGGCUGCCAGACGACAUGGAGAGCGACCCGUACGACGAGAAUGAGCCCGUUCCUGGCAAGUCUAAGGCGAUCGACAGCUCUGUGUGGGAACUUGCGGCGCUCAAGAGCCAUUACCUCGCUAGCGUGGGGACAAUGGCUAAGAUCUUCAGCGAACAGUUCACAAAGCCAGAGUUCAACCUUGAAGAUUUCCUCGACCACGGAUACGGCACUCUCUUCGAGACAGAAACUAAGCGGCGCAUCAAGAACGCUCCGGCACUCAGUGUACAGCUCGAGCUGGGACAGCCGGCCGAUAUUGCGCCGUUGUUCCCUUCGGCAGGACAGGAGGGCGAGCGCGAUGGGGUCAGCGAGCUCUGGGCCUUUUAG
Cutaneotrichosporon cavernicola is the source of this 1740-nucleotide messenger RNA. RefSeq lists its product as uncharacterized. The transcript has 3 exons. Gene Ontology annotation, cellular component: nucleolus; small-subunit processome; Noc4p-Nop14p complex. NCBI's taxonomy places the organism in Eukaryota, Fungi, Basidiomycota, Tremellomycetes, Trichosporonales, Trichosporonaceae. Gene Ontology annotation, biological process: ribosome biogenesis. The coding region runs from base 1 to 1740 and encodes 579 amino acids. The record is from RefSeq and is a predicted model, not a curated record.